This is a messenger RNA of Perca flavescens (yellow perch), 3964 nucleotides long. Its product is annotated as fibrous sheath CABYR-binding protein. The transcript is spliced from 4 exons. The record is from RefSeq and is a predicted model, not a curated record. NCBI's taxonomy places the organism in Eukaryota, Metazoa, Chordata, Actinopteri, Perciformes, Percidae. Bases 308 to 2017 code for a protein of 569 amino acids.
CUUCCUGCACGAAUAGUGUGACAAAGCAGAGGCAGCCGGGGUACGCGUUCAGCAGUAGCGCCUGCACUGCUUAGCUGCAUUCUCGCAGAUCAGAUCUGGGGCAAGAGGGCAGCAGGCCAUGCAUAAACACAACUAGGGGAGAUAAUGGUGCCCAGCUACUCUUAGGAACUGAAGAGCUAUAGUGGUCCAUGUUUCACUGCUAGACAGUCUCUGGUUUUGCUAACAGAGGGCAGAGGAACUUGUGUUUGCUUUAUAUAAUAGGCUCCAAGUUUUUUAUUCAUCAACAAAAUUUAUUUUUUUUUCAAACAUGGGGUGCUCCUCGUCCAGUGCACAGACUGUUGAUCAAGAGAAAAGACCAGGUACAAAGCCAGAGGAAAGCAAUGGAGAUACAGUGGCACUCAGAAACGGUAUCAUCCCAGAAGAUGCACAGACCAUUGAGGACCAGAUGCAGUUGCCUGUGCAGACUGCCUUACCAGACGAUCUUCAACCGGGAGCCGAUGAUGAGGCAGAGGCCGUGUUGGUAGCCCUGGAGGCCCAGGAGGAUCUUGGCUCUGGGGAGGACCUCCUGACUGCUCCUGAGCCUCGGCCAGAAUCUGCUGCCCCUGCAGAGCCAGCCCCAGAGGCCGCUGUUCCAGCAGAGGCCGCUGCUCCAGCGGAAGCCGCUACGAAACCUGAGGCUGCUGUAGCUUUGGUGGAGGCACUUCCCUCUGUGGAAGAAGCUGCCGCUGUAGAAACUGUAGUGGCUGAGGCCGCUCCGGAGGUCCAAGCCCUUGUUGAGGCUACAGCGGAGGCCCCUUCUGAUGAAUCUGUUGUAGCUGUGCAGGCAGAGACCCCUGCUGUUGUUGAGGAGGUGGCCACUGAGGCAGCAGAGGCCUCUCCUGAAGUUGCCACCCCUGCGGUUGAAUCUGUUGUAUCAGAGCCAGCAGAGGCCUCUCCUGAAGUUGCCACGCCUGCUCUUGAACCUGUUGUAUCAGAGCCAGCAGAGGCCUCUCCUGAAGUUGCCAUCCCUGCGGUUGAAUCUGUUGUAUCAGAGCCAGCAGAGGCCUCUCCUGAAGUUGCCACGCCUGCUCUUGAACCUGUUGUAUCAGAGCCAGCAGAGGCCUCUCCUGAAGUUGCCACGCCUGCUCUUGAACCUGUUGUAUCAGAGCCAGCAGAGGCCUCUCCUGAAGUUGCCACGCCUGCUCUUGAACCUGUUGUAUCAGAGCCAGCAGAGGCCUCUCCUGAAGUUGCCACGCCUGCUCUUGAACCUGUUGUAUCAGAGCCAGCAGAGGCCUCUCCUGAAGUUGCCACGCCUGCUCUUGAACCUGUUGUAUCAGAGCCAGCAGAGGUCCCAGUGAUUGUGGAAGAGGCAGCAGCUGCAGCGGCUGAGGCCCCUGCUGAAGUGGCUGCUCCUGUGGAGGCAGAGGCUCCAACUGACAAUGCCGCACCAGCUCCUGCCUCAACCGCACCAUGUGAAUCCUCAGAACAAGGUGAAGUUUCAGCACCAGCACUAAGUGAGGCCUCAGCACUAGCUGAAGCGGUAGCCCCAAGUGAAGUUGUAGUAUCAGACGAGGCUUUGGCACCAGCUGAAGCUGCAGCCCCAGGGGAAGCUGCAGCCCCAGCUCAAGCUGCAGCCCCAGGUGAAGCUGUAGCCCCAGGUGAAGUUUCAGCACCAGAUGAGGCUUCAGCACUAGGUGUAGUCUCAGUACAGGCUGAAUCGUCAGCACUCAUUGAGGCAGCACAGCUUCUUAUAGAUCCAAAGAUUGCGGCAGCAACUAUUCCAGAGUUACCUCCAUUAUCUCCAGUCACUGUUGAGGCCCAAACUGAGCCUCAGAAGGCCGUUGAGGAGGCAACAGCACCUCCAGCAGCAACAACUGUGAGCUCAGAGUCUGCGGCAGCACCAGCGGAGGCUCCUGUGGUUGAAUCCACCCCAGCUGAAGCACCCUCGGCACCAGCCCCUGAGGCCUCACCGGAAGUGGUGUCUGCAACUGAGGCCUCUCAGGAUACAGACAGCGUGAAAGCCAAAAAGGAAGACUGAGUUGACUGAAGAGAUGCACCAAAAUAACUAAACCCCCAAAGCUACCAUUGCACAGAAACUGGAAGAAAAACAAGACAAAGCAAUAAACGCUACAUUUUCAGUAUUGUCAUCAGCGCUUACCAAACUGUACACCAGAUACGUUAAUUUGCAUGGUGCCUUGAUAACAUGUCAUUUAGGACAUUUUUCCUACAUUUGUAAAUAUAAACCUUUUAUUAUGUUUUUCUAUUGAGACCUUAAGUGCCUGGAGCCACAUACAGUACUCUACACGCAGGCCUAUGCAGAAAAAAAGGCUAUAAAAACACUUAAGAUGAGACAAGAGGGUGCAAUACUCUGUGAAAUCUGUGAACUCUUGUGAGUGUGAUUAACUAGGGAAGGGUACUUCAAAUAGCUGCUUUUGAGGAAUACAAGCCAAACGCAACUGUGAAUAAAAUUAUGCAAAGAGUUUAAGGUGACACAAACACCAAACCGGGUGGAUGAACACACCAACUAGGUUUACACUGCCAGCCUAAUUUUGUAUCCCCUAUAUUUAACUGAUUUUAAAGUAUCACAUUUUCACAGAUUUAAUUUUAAGGUUUUAAUAAGUCUACACAUUUCUAAUUGGUGUUUUAACAUUACUUAAUUAAAGCCUUUCUAAUAAGGUUCAUUUAAUUAAUAGGAAUGACAAUACUAAAUGUCAUAUAACAGUGUGGACAGUGUAAUACUGAUAAGCACUACUGUAAGUCAAAUCUGUGUUUAUUUCUGUUUUAAGUAAGGAAGGAAACAUGCAUGCAGAUGAUCAGAUGCAUAUAAAAAAGAUUAGUAAUGACAUAAUCAUUGCCAGGUUGAGGAUGCAGAUGAUAACCCAAGUUCUGAUAUCGUCUUGCUGUUCCAUGAAGCCAUUUUGUGAAGCUGCACCGCAGCUGGCAGAUGUUCAUUUAAUUAUCUUUCUGAAAAUUAAGGCGUUUCAAACUAUAAAUUCAACAACGCAUUCUCACGAACGUGGUCGUAUGAUAUUUUACAAAAACUUGUUUACACCCAUUCGUAUGAUAUCCUAUGAAAUUAGGCGACCGCUGCUUGGUCAUGUGACAACCGGUCACAUGGCAGUUAAAUUUAGCCGACAAAAGGUGACUUUUGAGCACUGUGACACAGUGAGCUGCCAGUCGUUUCAACAGCCUUUACAGUUAAGUUUAGCGGUGGCGACAGUUAAGUUUAAGCACCAAAACAAGUAGUUGCAUGGGACACGAGAAUGCGUUUCCUGGGUGCGAGUCUUGUGUUUUCCCCGGGACGCGAACUCUGCUCCACAGCCUAAAAGCCCUGUGUUUUAUGAUUUCUUUUUUAUGACAUCCAGCAGCAGUCAAUGAGGUGCAUAUAGCAAAAAAUACUGUGAAUACAUAUGAAUUAAAGUGCUCUACUUUUCGUAGCGAUAUGUACGAAUGUUGGAUGAAAACAGCCUAAUUCAAAGGCCUCUUAAGGCCUAGCAACGCUGAUGACAUAUGCACGUUGGUUUUGGUUUGUGUGUAUUACAUACAUGUGUCGCACAUUAAGAGAUCACCUAGGACAUGAUUUUUUAAUUAUUAGUUCUUAGUCUAAGUUCUUAGAAAAUUAUUUCAAUUGUGUAAGAUGUGAUGUACGGAAGUGGAGAAUGGCCGUGCUUUAAAUUAUUGUUUCAAUGCCAUUAUCUCAACAAGAUCACAAGUUAAUAAUUGGAUUUUGUUUUUUUCGAGAUCACGAGAUACUUAUCCCGAGGUAACGAAAUAAUUAACUUGGGAUCUUGAGACAACCGCGUUAAAACAAUAACAAUUGCAAGCACGGCCAUGCUCUGCUUCUGUAGUGAUGGAUAUUGUGGGAACAAAUUUGUUUUGAUGUCUGUCUUUUUUCAUCCGUUUCUUUCUCUGUAAUAUAUUCCUUACCUGAGCUUUGUCUAUGAUUCUGCUAACCUAGUGUACAGAAUAAAGUUUGAAUCACUAA